Messenger RNA from Megalops cyprinoides (Indo-Pacific tarpon), 5336 nucleotides. RefSeq names its product FLII actin remodeling protein (gene flii). Gene Ontology annotation, biological process: myofibril assembly; barbed-end actin filament capping; actin filament severing. Gene Ontology annotation, cellular component: nucleus; actin cytoskeleton; cytoplasm. The record is from RefSeq and is a predicted model, not a curated record. The transcript is spliced from 30 exons. NCBI's taxonomy places the organism in Eukaryota, Metazoa, Chordata, Actinopteri, Elopiformes, Megalopidae. Gene Ontology annotation, molecular function: actin filament binding; phosphatidylinositol-4,5-bisphosphate binding. Bases 37 to 3816 code for a protein of 1259 amino acids.
AGAAAUAGACAGAAACUGACUCAUUCGCCAGCUGCAAUGGCUGCCACCGGAGUCCUUCCCUUUAUCAGGGGGGUAGACCUCAGUGGAAAUGAUUUUAAAGGAGGUUAUUUUCCAGAACAUGUCAAGUCGAUGACCAGCCUCCGAUGGCUGAAACUCAACAGGACUGGGCUCUGCUAUCUUCCAGAGGAACUGGCCUCCCUCCAGAAACUGGAGCACUUGUCAGUAAGCCACAACAGCCUGACAACAUUACAUGGGGAACUGUCCAGUCUUCCGUGCCUCAGGGCUAUUGUUGCCCGAGCGAACAACUUAAAGAACUCCGGUGUCCCAGAUGACAUUUUUCAGCUGGAUGACCUCUCAGUGCUGGAUCUGAGCUACAACCAGCUGACUGAAAUUCCCAGAGACUUAGAGAACUCCAGGAACAUGCUGGUUCUCAACCUCAGUCAUAACAGUGUUGAUAACAUACCCAAUCAGCUGUUCAUUAACCUGACGGACUUGCUGUACCUGGAUUUGAGCGACAAUAAGCUGGACAGCCUACCGCCUCAGAUGAGACGUCUGGUCCACCUACAGACCCUGAUACUCAAUAACAACCCCCUCAUGCACGCACAGUUAAGACAGCUUCCUGCUAUGGUGGCCCUCCAAACUCUACAUCUGAGAAACACACAGCGCACCCAAAGCAACAUGCCAACAAGCAUGGAGGGUCUCACUAAUCUGGCAGAUGUGGACCUCUCGUGUAAUGAUUUGACCAGAGUGCCAGAGUGCCUUUAUACUCUGUCCAACCUGAAGCGCCUCAACCUGAGCGGCAACCAGAUCUCAGAGCUGUCGCUCUGUAUCGAUCAGUGGACGCAGAUGGAGACGCUCAACCUCUCCAGGAACCAGCUGACGUCACUUCCUUCUGCCAUCUGCAAGUUAGGUAAGCUGAAAAAGCUGUAUCUGAACUCAAACAAGCUGGACUUUGACGGUAUCCCCUCCGGGGUUGGGAAGCUGGCCAGUCUGGUGGAGUUCAUGGCAGCCAAUAACAACUUGGAGCUCAUUCCUGAAGGCCUGUGCAGGUGUGGGAAGCUAAAGAAGCUGGUCUUGAAUAAGAAUCGCCUUGUAACGCUGCCAGAAGCAAUCCAUUUCCUCACAGAUCUCGAGGUCCUGGAUGUUCGGGAAAACCCAAACUUAGUGAUGCCCCCCAAACCCGUGGACAGGACGGCAGAGUGGUACAACAUUGACUUUUCUCUGCAGAACCAGCUCCGAUUGGCUGGAGCAUCCCCGGCCACCGUAGCUGCAGCGGGCGGAGGAAACAGCCCACGAGACCCACUGGCCAGAAAGAUGAGACUGAGACGGCGUAAGGAUUCUUCCCAGGAUGACCAGGCCAAGCAGGUGCUGAAGGGCAUGACAGAUGUGGCCCAGGAGAAAAAUAAAUCCAUUGAGGAGAAUGGGGACCUAAAGUAUGGGGACCUGAAGGCUCGACGCUGGGAUAAGAACCUUGAGAAACCCCAGCUGGAUUACUCAGAGUUCUUCCAGGAGGACGUGGGCCAUAUCCCAGGUGUCACCGUGUGGCAGAUUGAGAACUUUGUGCCCAUGCAGGUGGAUGAAGCCUUCCAUGGGAAGUUCUAUGAGGCCGACUGCUACAUCAUACUAAAGACGUUCCUGGAUGAAAACGGCGCCCUCAACUGGCAGAUCUUCUACUGGAUCGGCCAGGAGGCCACACUGGACAAGAAGGCCGGCUCGGCCAUCCACGCGGUCAACCUGCGCAACUACCUAGGGGCAGAGUGCAGGACCAUCCGUGAGGAGAUGGGGGAGGAGAGUGAGGAGUUCAGUGCGGUAUUUGAUAACGAAAUCUCCUACAUCGAGGGAGGAACUGCCAGUGGGUUUUACACAGUGGAGGAUACGCAAUAUGUGACCAGGCUUUACCGAGUGUAUGGUAAGAAGAACAUUCGGCUGGAGUCUGUCCCCCUAAAGGCUGCUUCCCUGGACCCACGUUUUGUCUUCUUGCUGGACGCCGGAUUGGAGAUUUUCGUGUGGAGAGGAGCAAAUGCUACAUUGAGCGGCACCACUAAAGCCAGGUUGUUUGCUGAGAAGAUCAAUAAGAAUGAGAGGAAGGGCAAAGCUGAGAUCACCUCACUGGUCCAGAAUCAGGAGCCUCCGGAAGUCUGGGAAAUGCUCGGGGGUCAGCCUGAUGAAAUCAAGAAGCACGUCCCAGACGACUUUGCUCCGGUGCGACCCAAACUCUACAAGGUGGGCCUGGGCCUGGGCUACCUGGAGCUCCCUCAGAUUAACUACAAGCUGUCAGUGGAACACAAGGAGAAACUGAAGCUGGACGUUCUCCCAGAGCUGAGGCUGCUCCAGAGCCUGCUGGACACCAAGGGGGUGUACAUCCUGGACUGCUGGUCGGACGUGUUCAUCUGGAUCGGACGCAAGUCUCCCCGGCUGGUCAGGGCCGCGGCGCUCAAGCUGGGCCAGGAAAUGUGCAGCAUGCUGCACCGGCCCAAACACGCCGUGGUCAUCCGAAACCUGGAGGGCACCGAGUGCCAGGUGUUUAAAUCCAAGUUCAAGAACUGGGACGACGUGCUGAAGGUGGACUACACCCGGAACGCGGAGACGGUGCUGAAAGACGAGGGGCUGGCAGGAAAGGUGAAGAAGGACACGGAGCAGAAGGACCAGAUGAAGGCCGAUCUGACAGCCCUGUUCCUCCCGAGGCAGCCUCCCAUGCCCCUCACAGAGGCAGAGCAGAUGAUGGAGGAGUGGAACGAGGACCUGGACGGGAUGGAGGGCUUCGUUUUGGAGGGGAAGAAGUUUGCCCGUUUGCCUGAAGAGGAGUUUGGCCAUUUCCACACGCAGGACUGCUAUGUUUUCCUCUGCAGAUACUGGGUACCAGUGGAGUAUGAAGAAGAUGAGAAGAACAAGGAGAAGGGGGACGAAGAGGGCGAGGAUGAGGACAAGGGACCGGAGGAGGACUUCCAGUGUGUGGUGUACUUCUGGCAGGGCCGUGAGGCCUCCAACAUGGGCUGGCUCACCUUCACCUUUAGCCUGCAGAAGAAGUUUGAGAGCCUCUUCCCAGGCAAACUCGAGGUGGUGCGCAUGACGCAGCAGCAGGAGAACCUGAAGUUUCUGUCCCACUUCAAGAGGAAAUUCAUCAUUCACAAGGGGAAGAGGAAGCAUAAGGAGAACAGUGUGCAGCCUAGCCUGUACCACAUCAGGACUAACGGUAGUGCCCUCUGUACCAGGACAAUCCAGAUUCCCACAGACUCCAGCAACCUCAACUCUGAGUUCUGCUUCAUAUUAAAGGUACCGUUUGAGAGCACAGACAACCAGGGCAUAGUGUACACAUGGGUGGGCCGGGCAGCAGACCCAGAUGAGGCUAAGCUGGCAGAGGACAUCAUGAACUCGAUGUUUGAUGACACAUACAGCAAACAGGUGAUCAAUGAGGGAGAGGAGCCUGAGAACUUCUUCUGGGUUGGGAUUGGUUCUCAGAAGCCCUACGAUGAGGAUGCAGAAUACAUGAAAUUUGCCAGGCUGUUCAGGUGCUCCAAUGAGAAGGGGUAUUUCUCUGUGUCGGAGAAGUGUUCCGAUUUCUGCCAGGAUGACCUUGCUGAUGACGACAUCAUGCUCCUGGAUAAUGGGAAAGAGGUGUACAUGUGGGUGGGCACUCAGACCAGCCAGGUGGAGAUCAAACUGAGCUUGAAAGCUUGUCAGGUGUACAUCCAGCACAUGAGGUCUAAGGAGGCAGAGCAACCCAGGAAGCUGCGGCUGGUGCGCAAGGGCAACGAGCCCCACUGCUUCACCCGCUGCUUCCACGCCUGGAGCGCCUUCAAGAAGCCGCCCGCGUAGAGAGUGGCGGCCGAGCGCACGCAGCACCUCCCGGCUCCGCCAGGGCACCGCAUCACAGCACCGCGCACGCACAGCUUCACCUUCACAGCGUCUAUACACACCUGCUGCUUUCCCGGGUCUUCUGAAUGUGAGGUCAUAACUGGCUGAGGAUUUUAAGAAUCAUGGAUUUCAAAUGAGUUUAACAGAGCUUUCGAGAUUACAUUUAAAUGUACAGACGUUUAUAAAGGGCUAUACUCGCAAAGAAAAACCCACUUACUUUUCGAGAACAUAUUGGUUAAAGAAACUGAUUAUUUUUUAAAUAAGACAUAAAUUAAAAAAGGAAUUAUGAGGACACUGAGAAUUCUAGUUACUUCAGCUAAUUAAGUACAUUCGUUUUCAUUUCUUUUUCCUUUAAAGUACUAGGGGGAGCUAACCUAAGGGCCACAGUUUUUGUUUUAUAUAUAGAGAUUUAUCAGGAAACCAUUGUACUUGGCAUGUACUUGGUGUAUUUGUCCUUCUAGACCCCUUCACCUCAGUAUCUACUGUAACUGCAGAUUGUUGAUAUUCUUAAGGUGUCUGAUUUAUGAAUGGCUCUACAGCUGCAAUAGAAAUGACUAAAACGCACAGCAUUUAGAGUAUGAAUUUCCAUAGACCGUUUCAAUGGGAAAUUGCUGUGUCCAUACCCGUGUCCAUUGGCAAUCCACGUGCUGAUGGCAAUUGCUUAUGGCUGUCUUCUAAAAUUACUCCAGCUCUGGGUGUCAUUGAUAUUUAACAAAAUAAAUGUGCCAACAAUAUUCUGAUGGUUCAGCUGUACCUAAACCGACUAAGAAUUUAACGAGAUUUUAGUUGCUUUAAUUGCCAUUUACGUGUUUAUAAUGUUGCCAGUUUCUAUAAUUGGGGCUUCUGUUGUAGAAUAUAGGAUGUUGCGGUGGUAGCCAAGUACCUUCUCAGCACAGUGUUGUUGGGUGUGUUUACCAUGGGCAGUUAAUGCACUAAAGGAGAAUGUAGGACAAAAGAAUGGAGAAAAUUCUUCACAAAAAAUGGUCUUUUGUUCCACAGACCACUGUUCCACUGGGCCGUGCUGUCCAAGUAGAUUCACAGUUAUGUGGUUUUAGGUCAUGGUUAUAUCGAUGUGCAUUUAAAAUGGGAGGGGAUAUAAACUGUAAUUACGCAAACCCUAUACACGGUUGUUCUGGCUUAUGUUUUACAUAUCACAGGUCCUGUACCUUCAUGCUUGGAGUGGCAGGAAAGGGUAGGUUGGAAGUGUUUACAUCCAUCAGUUGCCAGACCUGCAUUCUCUUGUUAGCCCUCGUGCUUUUAUUUUGUUUUCUUGUCUGUGUGUCGAGGUUUAGUCCUACUAGUUGCCACAUGUCUUUAUAUGUUUAUGUAUACAGAUAUAUUCCAUGUUUCAGAAUACACCUCACUUUGAUUUUGAGUUAUGUCCUGUACGUCUGCAAGACGGUUGCUCAGAGUGGAAUCUUGGUUUUUGAGGUCAGAAACUACUGUAUUUAUGGAUUUUGUACUCCAAUAAAAUUUCACAU